CCAGCAAAUCUAGUCAUGGCCCUGUUCAAGAUCACCCUUAUCUGCUGCGCUCUGAUCGCCGUCAUCGAGUGCGCCCUGCUCCCAGCUGCUGUUCCCGUGGGAGUGCCCCUCAACACGGAGGUGGAUCCGCAUCCGCAGUACGCCUUCGCCUAUAAUGUGCAGGAUGCACUCACCGGGGACAGCAAGAGCCAGCAGGAGGUGCGGGAUGGAGAUGUGGUCAAGGGCUCCUACUCGGUGGUGGAUGCCGAUGGCUCGCUGCGCACCGUCUUCUACACCGCCGAUCCCAUCAACGGUUUCAAUGCGGUGGUGCAGCGAGGACCAGUUCCGGUGGCUGCUCCUCGCCCAUUGGUGGCUCCAGUGGCUGCUCCACUUUUGGGCUAACUCCGCAAUCUCCCAGAGCUUUUACCUAGCUUUUACAUAACUUAUUGCCUGCUCCUUAGUCCGUUAUAAAGUCAGUAAUCAUUAAACAUUAUACUAGAUCAAACAAGCCAUACAAAGCCAUUUUAUCCGGGCUGGAUAAACUACCAAUUGAAACUGUCAAAUCCAUGCUACAAAACCUAGGAUUACAAUGCACCGAAGUCAAAAUUGUGGAAAAGAAAACUAAGUCUGAUCAUGAAUUAUUACUGUACAUUGUUUAUUUCGUUAACAAAAGUAUCACAGUAAAGGAACUGCGCAAAAACUUUAUGUAUGUCAACCACACUAAAGUACGCUGGGAGUAUAAAGUGAAAUUGCAGAAUAAAAUUACUCAAUGCUACAAUUGCCAACUAUUUGGACAUGGAUCAAAUAAUUGUUCAGUUAAAACAUCAUGUGCCCAUUGUGCUGGAUCACACCAGACUGCCGUAUGUAUGGACGUAAACAACAAAAAAUGCGCUAACUGUAAAGGCGACCAUCCAUCGACAGAACUGACAUGCCCAUGCCGAAUUUCUUAUCUCAAUUUACUUUCCAAACGCUCAUCACAACGCAUUGGAAGAAAUAACUUGGAAGCUCAUGGAAUGAGGAAUUCUAAGCAACACAUCGCUCCAUCUGCUCUCUUUGGAAAUCAACCCCAGAUCUCAUUGCCUACUCAAACUAAGAGAGUGCAACAACUCAACUUUGGUAGCUAUAGUAAUGCACUCACCAAUAUUCAUACUUUGCCUAAUCCCAAAGCAAAUAUCACAAAUGAAACUAAUCUCUUUUCAUGUGAAGAGAUAAAUUCUCUUUUGUCUGAAUUAAUAACAAGACUUAAUGAAUGCUCCAAUAAGGGAGAGCAAUUUCAAGUAAUUUCUCAGUUAGCGAUUAAGUAUGUUUACACAAACAAAUAAUUUUAUUGAUAAUUUGAAUAUUAUGGCAUGGAAUGCUCGUGCCGUUAGAAACAAACGUAUAGAACUGAUCAAGUUCUUAGAAAAUAAUCACAUUCACAUAGCACUUAUAAAUGAAACGUGGCUGACUCAUAGUGACCGUUUUAAUAUACCCGAAUACACUAUAUACAGAAAUGACAGGAAGGAAAGUAGGGGAGGCGGCGUUGCCAUUGCAGUUAGUAACACAUUGAUACAUGAACAAAUACCCUGCAUUAAAAGUCAUGUUAUUGAAAAUGUAGGUAUACAAAUCAACACUGACUCUAAUUCCAGUCUAAAAAUUUACUCUAUUUACUUUGCUGGAAAUACUUCAAAAUGUAUUCCUAGUUCAUGUGAUUUAUCUUGGGACCAUAAUCAUUUAAAAAGUUUGUAUAGAUCUGAUCUCCUUAAGAUCUCACAAAUAAAUGGAAAUUUUCUAAUUUGCGGGGACUUCAACUCGCGCCACAGAGCAUGGAAGUGUACCCGAGCCAAUGGUUGGGGCAAAAUUCUCAAUGAACUUUCAGACCUGGGAAAAUUCAGUAUUUUGUACCCUACGCAACCCACAUAUAUUCCGCAUAACCAUAAAGCAAAAGCAUCAACAUUGGACCUAUGCCUCACUAAUAUCCCUAACCAGCUGGCUAAUCCAGCAGUAAUGCAAGAGCUUUCCUCUGAUCACCUACCAGUGGUUAUUAAAUACUCUACAAAUUUUAUGCGCAAUGUAAAAACAUAUCCGAUUUUGGGAAGGGCAAAUUGGGCGCUUUUUAAGAGAAUUAUAAAUGAAAGGCUGAUGGUUGAAGAGGUGGUUGUCAACUGCUCACAGAUAUCGACUUUGGAUAUUGAUAAUUUAAUCGGCUCUUUCACUAGAGUAAUCAAUUAUGCCUUUCUUAAAGCAGUCCCUCAUAAACCUAUACAUCACUCCAAGCUUACACUCCCUGUACAUAUAACUGAAUUAUUUAAAACAAGAAAUAUUAUCCAAAGACAAUGGUUUAGGUCACGUCAUCCAUUACUAAAAUCAAGAUGUGAUCAUUUAAAUUACAUCAUACGAAAAGAGCUUUUCAUUUAUAAUAAUGCAAAAUGGAACAAUAAACUUCAAAAGCUGGAUAAAUGCAGCAAACCCUUUUGGAAUAUAACCAAAGCAAUUAAAAAAAGAAAACAAAUUGUUCCGUGUCUAAGUAAAGCUGAUGAAAUAUACGCUUCUGGAAAAGAAAAAGCGAAUAUUCUUGCUGAUGUCUUUCAACUGAAGCAUAAUCUGACACAUUCAUAUUCAAACCAAAAUACAAUUGACCAAGUCAAAAUAUCUUUACAAUCUAUAGCUGAAACCCCAAACAACAUCGCAGAAAUUUGUAGAGUCACUUAUCCAGAGGUUUUUUCAAUUGUAAAAGCUCUCCAUACUAGAAAAUCUCCUGGAAUUGAUGGAAUACCUAAUAUAUCCUUGAAAAACCUUCCUACAAGCGCCAUUAAUCAUAUUGUUAACAUUGCCAAUCACUGUCUUCAGGCAGGCUAUUUCCCACGGGAUUGGAAGAUAGCAAAAAUAGUUCCAAUUCUCAAACCAGGAAAACCUCCUGAUAACCCUGAAAGCUACCGACCAAUAAGCCUAUUAAGCGGAUUGUCCAAGAUUCUGGAAAAAUUAAUUAAAUUGAGAUUGGUGAAAUUUUUGGACAUACACAACACACUACCAACGGUACAGUAUGGUUUUAGAAAUGGUCUAAAUACCAUACUGCCGACCUUAAAACUAAGAAAUUAUAUUAAAGAAAGUAUCCAAUCCAAACAAUCUGUAGGGCUGGUUACACUUGAUAUUGAGGCUGCAUUUGAUACUGUAUGGCAUGACGGACUGUUGCACAAACUAAAGAUGAUUGGAACUCCCAUAUACCUCAUUAAAAUAGUUCAAAAUUUUUUGACACAUCGAUACUUUAGCGUUAAUUUGGACAGUAGUCAAUCUGCUAGACGAAUUUUAAAUGCAGGUGUGCCACAGGGUUCUGUCUUAGGACCUACAUUGUUUAAUAUUUUUACACACGAUAUUCCACAAGCUACAAACUGUGUACUUUCACUGUUUGCUGACGACGCCGCUGUCUACAGUGCUGGUUUCUCGUACAGCGAGAUAAAUCAAUCCAUGCAGAGUUACUUAAAUGAAUUAGACAUAUAUUACAAAAAAUGGAAAAUUAAAAUUAACCCUAAUAAAACGAAUGCUAUAUUUUUUACAAAAAGAAGGAAACCUCGUUAUCUUCCUGAUAGACAGUUGCGAAUACUAGACUCUCCAAUACAAUGGGUUGACAACAUUCGAUAUUUGGGUAUAAUUUUUGAUAAAAAACUAACAUUUAAAUACCACAUCAACAACACAAUUAUGAAAGUUAAUAAAAUUAUUUGCACACUGUACCCUCUAAUAAAUCGUAAAUCUAAAUUAUCAAUA
Drosophila mauritiana is the source of this 3720-nucleotide messenger RNA. RefSeq names its product cuticle protein 21 (gene Cpr64Ab). The record is from RefSeq and is a predicted model, not a curated record. Bases 16 to 381 code for a protein of 121 amino acids. The transcript has 2 exons. Lineage: Eukaryota; Metazoa; Arthropoda; Insecta; Diptera; Drosophilidae. Gene Ontology annotation, cellular component: extracellular matrix.